ACGCAGAUGACAAACUGGGAGCCAUUUCAGUGGGGUCCAGCAUUUGCCAUGGACAAGAUGUCAGGACCCAUCGUCUUCAAAAUGAAGUUCUCAUCAGCGAAGUUCUCCCUGCUAAUUGGAUUUGUCACUGGUACCACGAUGUGUGAAUUCAUCACCCCAACACAUAAAUGCAGGCGUAAGUCUGGGAAAGCAGGAACCAAAUCUAAGCAGAAAGCUUCAGGUAUCUUCCCAGGGCCUAGAGAACCAAGUUUUCUGCUUUGGAAUAUUGUCUGCAAACAGCUUGAGGAAGACAUGGCCCAAGACGCCCAUUAGUGGUCAUAUCUGCGCAUGAGCAUGCUGUUGGCUCAGCAAGUCCGCAAAGAGGCCAGUAUGAGUUUUUCAACAACAGCCUUGCAAAGCAAAUACUGUUCUAAUUCUGAUCUUAUAGAUGGUGAAACCAGGCCUGGUGCUCUCUUUUAUGCUGUGAUGCUUGUCUGUAGGGAUGGGGGAGUUCUGACAGUGAGGGAACAAGGGGACCCUGAAGCCUCAGUAGAAGAGGUGCCAUGUGUUGUGUGUUUUGCCCUCCUGGCCAACACCCUCUACUCUUGCCUUUUCUCCCUCUCCUGGUUGAUUCAGCACUGGCUCCAGCUGGUCCUCAGAAAAAAAGAGGAUCACCUGUCUUGAAGCAGGAAGGAGGAAGCCACACCUCUCUUGUCCACUUCUCGGGAGCCAAAAAAAAAAAAAAAAAAGUAGGCUCAACUCCCUCAGUGAACAGGGAAUCCAAAUGAAAACCACAAUGAGACACCUGCACGUGUAUCAGGAUGGAUAGUGUGAAAUGGAUGGACAAUAUAGAGGGUUGGUGAGGAUCUGAACAACUAGAACUCUCAAGCACUGCUGGUGGGGGUGUAAGCUAGUACCACCACUCAGGAUAACCAUUUGUCCGUGACUGGGGCAAAACAUAUGCCUGCCCUAUGACCCAGCAAAUCUAUGCUUGCACACAACUCUGUAGUGGCACCACUCAUGCAGCCCGAACAGGAAACUAAUCCAAAUGCCCAUCAACAGGCAUCCAACGGAUAGUCAUGCAAUGAGAUACUACACAGCUUUUAAAGGAAUGGACCGCUGAUACAUGAUACACACAAUCUGGGAAGCCUCGCACAAACAGACCAUCUGUCCCUGGUCCCAAGAGGACCUGUCUUCCUGGAUGGCGGAGUGGACUAUCUAUACACUAGUCCCAUGGCCCUGACCUGCUGACCUCUCCCUCUUGGCUGAUUUCUUCAUGUUAGUUCAACAUUAACCCAGAGUGGUCAGGACAAGUCCUCAGAGUCCCAGGAGCUGACACACUAUGGCGCACAUCCGAGGCCUCUGGGUACCUGGCUGCCUGGCCCUAGCUGUCCUGUGUAGCCUUGUGCACAGCCAGCAUGUGUUCCUGGCCCCUCAGCAAGCACUCUCGAUGCUCCGGCGGGCCCGCCGCGCCAACAGCGGCUUUCUGGAGGAGUUGCGCAAGGGGAACCUGGAGCGAGAGUGCGUGGAGGAGCAGUGCAGCUACGAGGAGGCCUUUGAGGCCCUGGAGUCUUCCACUGCCACGGAUGUAUUCUGGACCAAGUACAUAGCUUGUGAGUCGGUGAGGAAACCUCGAGAAAAGCUCAUUGAAUGUCUGGAAGGUAGCUGCGCUGAAGGUCUGGGCAUGAACUACCGCGGGAACGUGAACUUCACCCGGUCAGGCAUCGAGUGCCAGCUCUGGAGGAGUCGCUACCCACACAAGCCUGAAAUCAACUCUACCACCCACCCUGGGGCUGACCUGCAGGAGAAUUUCUGCCGUAACCCGGACGGCAGCACCACUGGGCCCUGGUGCUAUACUACAGACCCCACCGUGCGGAGGGAGGAGUGCAGCAUCCCUGUCUGCGGCCGGGAGGGCGUCACUGUGCAGCUGACCCCACGCUCCAGAGGCUCCACGGUGAAUCUGUCACCUCCAUCGGAGCAAUGCCUCCCUGAGCGUGGCCGGUACUACCAGGGUCGCCAGGCGGUGACCGCACUUGGGUCCCCCUGCCUGGGCUGGGCCAGCAGUCAGGCCAAGGCCCUGAGCAAGGACCAGGACUUCAACCCUGCCGUGCCGCUGGUGGAGAACUUCUGCCGCAACCCGGACGGGGACGAGGAGGGCGCGUGGUGUUACGUGUCGGAGGAGCCCGGUGGCUUCGAGUACUGCGACCUGGACUACUGCGAGGAGCCGGUGGAGGAGGUGGGCGACGGACUGGUCGAGGACCCGGACGCGCCCAUCGAGGGACGCACCGGCGACGAGAAGUUCCAACCCUUCUUCAACGAGAAGACCUUUGGCGCCGGGGAGGCAGACUGUGGGCUGCGGCCUCUGUUCGAGAAGAGGUUGGUGAAGGACAAAACGGAACACGAGCUUCUGGAUUCCUACAUCGACGGGCGCAUCGUGGAGGGUUCGGACGCGGAAAUUGGCCUCGCGCCCUGGCAGGUGAUGCUAUUCCGGAAGAGUCCCCAGGAGCUGCUCUGUGGGGCCAGCCUCAUCAGUGACCGCUGGGUCCUCACGGCUGCCCACUGUCUUCUGUACCCACCUUGGGACAAGAACUUCACCGAGAAUGACCUUCUGGUGCGCAUUGGCAAGCACUCCCGCACCAGGUAUGAGCGAAGCAUUGAGAAGAUCUCCAUGCUGGAAAAGAUCUACAUCCACCCCAGGUACAACUGGAGGGAGAACUUGGACCGUGACAUAGCCUUGCUGAGGCUCAAGAAGCCCAUCACCUUCAGCAACUACAUCCACCCUGUGUGCCUGCCUGACAAGGAAACCGCAAUCAGACUGCUCCGCGCUGGAUACAAAGGGCGGGUGACUGGCUGGGGCAACUUGAAGGAGAUGUGGAUGCCCAACGUUGCCGAGGUGCAGCCCAGUGUCCUGCAGGUGGUGAACCUGCCCAUUGUGGAGCGGCCGGUGUGCAAGGCCUCCACUCGGAUCCGCAUCACCGACAACAUGUUUUGUGCUGGCUUCAAGCCCAGUGAAGGGAAACGAGGGGAUGCCUGUGAAGGCGACAGUGGGGGGCCCUUUGUCAUGAAGAGCCCCUUUAACAACCGCUGGUAUCAAAUGGGCAUCGUGUCAUGGGGUGAAGGCUGUGACAGGGAUGGAAAAUAUGGCUUCUACACACACGUGUUCCGCCUGAAGAAGUGGAUACAGAAGGUCAUUGAUCAGUCUGGAAGUUAGCGGGCUGCUCACAUUCUAGGCUCCUCACUGCAAAAUCACAGAAACCAAUCCAGCAGAAUUAUUUUUGUGGUUUGUUCCUAAAACUAUAUAGUUCUCAAUAAAAGUGCCGGUCAACAAGC
Messenger RNA from Mirounga angustirostris (Northern elephant seal), 3309 nucleotides. It is a transcript of the gene F2, whose product is annotated as coagulation factor II, thrombin. NCBI's taxonomy places the organism in Eukaryota, Metazoa, Chordata, Mammalia, Carnivora, Phocidae. Gene Ontology annotation, molecular function: serine-type endopeptidase activity; calcium ion binding. Gene Ontology annotation, cellular component: extracellular region. The coding region runs from base 1322 to 3190 and encodes 622 amino acids. The record is from RefSeq and is a predicted model, not a curated record. The transcript has 15 exons. Gene Ontology annotation, biological process: positive regulation of blood coagulation; blood coagulation; proteolysis.